AUGGAAACACAAGGACAACAGUGUGUCGUGCCCAUCCACCUGACAGACCACAACUACUGUCGGAGGAGAAUGAUGUCUCCACAUGUGCAACACGCUGCAGGGAGACACAGAUCCUGCAACAAGCGUCCACGCUGCACAAACAACCAGGUGCAAGAUUUCACCACGACACCGCAGCACUCUGCUACUGCUGCCAGCCUUCCCCAGAAGAGGAAACGGACCCCCGUGCCCGGUCCUUCCAGACCUUCUGCUGAACCUCUUGGGGAGAUGAAUUUGGCUAAGAGGCUUCGGUCCGCUAUUUCACCUGCCGACCUGCCGGCGGUCUCCGGUGUCACCCCCAGACCCCGGGCCUUCAACGCUGAUAACCAACAAAGCUCCGCUGAUGUAAACAAAGACGUUCCAGUGAAGAUACACCAUCACUCAGUGGAAGAGUACCAGCGGAUCUACCAUGAAGUGGUAGACGAUAUGUUGAAAUACAAGAGUGGGCGUGUCCGUCCAUACUCUAUACAGCUCGGACGUUGCAUCAAACAGAAGCUGUGGGAGAGACUGGAUCGUCCCAUGAUCACGACGUCAGCCAAUCAAGACGGACUUGUGCAUGUUGACGUAUCAUACAGUGCUGGAGUCUAUCCUCCCCUUUACCAAAUUGACACUUCCAGAGAACCAAAACCUGGAACAGCACGAAAAAGAGCAGGUGGAAGGAAGUGA
Seriola aureovittata is the source of this 702-nucleotide messenger RNA. RefSeq lists its product as uncharacterized. The record is from RefSeq and is a predicted model, not a curated record. The transcript is spliced from 4 exons. Bases 1 to 702 code for a protein of 233 amino acids. Lineage: Eukaryota; Metazoa; Chordata; Actinopteri; Carangiformes; Carangidae.